CGCACGGAGAGUUUGCCUCAAACUUUCCACUGAGAUUGAGCAGGAAAAGAUCCAGCUGUCAAUCAGGUCACGUGACGCGGCAGAGGAAUCCACAGAUCACGUGAUGAGCCCAAACACAUAACUGCGCAUAGUGUAACCUUUGCCAAAGAACACAGAUGAUGAGUAGACAGCUAUCACAGAAUUCCCUGCCACGAGCACCUCGUAUCCUGGAGCGGAGCGGGCUGGAGGAGAUGAGGACAUCUGUACAUGAUGAAUUCCUUCAAAAGCAUCCAUCUUCUGUAAAUUAUACUCCAGUUAUAAAACAAACAGAGACAUUGUCUAACAGUAUAACAGUUUAGAGGUUAAACCAUUUUAGUCUUUUGCUGUAUCAUCAUAAAAGUUUCUGUUCAGUUUAUCAAAAUGUAACUAAAGCGUUGCAACAUAACCCAGUGCUAACAACAGUGUGGUCAGAUAAAUAUCAGCUAAAACAUGUGACAGAAAGCUUUGAAACAUAAAAAUAUAAAAGUUACAAAGACGUCCAUAACUACAAUCCAUGCAUUUAUACAAGAUCUUCUCAUACAUGACUGUUAAACAUACCUGGUGACCUUGAAUGGCUCUUACAUCUCCACGUAUGAGUCUCAAUAACCCCUUAAAGUCCUGAGAAACACAACCUUAAAUGUUAUUUGUACAUUUUGUACAUUUAUGCAGUUUCAGGCUCUGAAUGAAGUUUCCAGAAAUCUUCUGUUAGUGAUCGGUCAGCCUCAGCCACAGGUUAAUGACUUACAAAUGAAAUGGGGCCACGUGCAGAGGUGCAUAUCCUCCAGUAGAGGGCGCUAAACAAUACACUGAAAUCCUGCUGAGGGCCCAUGAUAGAGCCAAGUGUUUAUUGGAGGGCAUUACAAAAUGCAGUUAUAUAUUAUGAAACUAAAAUUAUUACAACUUUACUCUAAUCAAGUGUUUAUGAGUGUGUGGGUUUGCAUGUGUGUAUAUUAAUUUGGAAAGAUUUGCUAAGAUUAACACGCUCCCAGUUUCCACAAUACCUCUUUGUUAAUAGAAAACAGAUUAGCAGUCAAGUGACCUGGAGUGUAUGCACCCCUGCCAGCAUGCUUUUGCGUCGACCCUCUUUUAAACAGAUCCGGUAAUGACACCCAACUUCUGUCACAUCACGCACCAUCAAUGACGGCAGUGUGAGUAAAGAUCUGCCGACUGGAGGAUUGUCAGUGGUCAUGACAGUCACAUACUCACGAAGGGUGGCUGAUGCCCGGCUGGGUACCUUUUAUCGUCUGCUACUGCGAUGGAAAGGAAGCAUCUAUAAGCUUUUAUACCGAGAGCUGCUCAUCUUUACUGUGCUUUACUGCACCAUCAGUUUUACAUACAGGUGUCUGCUGGAUGAAAAGCAGCGGAGGAUGUUUGAACAACUUUCCAUCUACUGUGAUCAAUACGCUCAGCUCAUCCCUGUUUCAUUCGUCCUGGGUUUUUAUGUCACUCUGGUGGUGUCUCGCUGGUGGGGUCAGUACGAGAGCGUCCCGUGGCCGGACCGGCUGGCCGCACUGGUUAGCGCUCAUGUGCGGGGAACUGAUGAAGGGGCAAGACUCAUUCGCAGAAGUCUGGUGCGUUACGCCAACCUGUCAGGUGUCCUGAUCUAUCGCUCCAUAAGCACUGCUGUCUACAAGAGAUUCCCAACUAUGGAUCAUCUGGUACAGGCAGGUCUCAUGACCCCUGAAGAACUGAGGCAGUUUGAGGAUUUACCAUCGCCUCAUAACAAAUUCUGGGUUCCCUGCAUGUGGUUUGUCAGUCUGGCCAUGAGAGCUCGAUCAGAGGGUCGCAUCAACAAUGAUGUCGCUAUGACCGCCAUACUUAAUGAGUUAAAUACACUUCGCUCUCAGUGUAUGAGAUUGUAUGGUUAUGACUGGAUCAGCCUGCCUCUCGUCUACACACAGGUGGUAACCGUCGCCGUGUACAGUUUCUUUCUGACUUGUCUGAUUGGUCGCCAGUUCCUCGACCCCGCCCAAGGUUAUCCAGGUCACAACCUUGACAUCUACCUGCCAGUCUUCACUUUACUGCAGUUUUUCUUCUAUGUUGGCUGGCUUAAGGUGGCAGAGCAGCUCAUUAACCCCUUUGGAGAAGAUGAUGAUGAUUUCGAGACAAACUGGUUGGUGGACCGUAAUUUACAGGUAUCUUUGCUGUCAGUGGAUGAGAUGUUUGAUUUGGUUCCUCACAUUGAACGAGAUAAAUACUGGAACGAGUCCGAACCUCAACCGCCCUACACGGCUGCCAGCGCUGAACACCGGAAACCAUCAUUUAUGGGUUCUGCUCUGGACAUCAGUGUUCCCAAAGAGGAAAUGGAAUUCCAGCACAAUCUGGAGCAGAUUAAAGAAAACGAAGAAGCCAAUCAUUCCACGCCAUUCCUGGGCAGCUUGAGUCGUCUUCUUGGCAUCCAGUCACCCAGUUUUCCCCGUUCAUCCCCCUCGUCCCGUGUCUCCCUCCUGCGACGUCGCCCCCGAGCUCCGUUCUCCCGUUUCCCCCUUUACCUGCACCCUGAAAGCUCUCCAAUGCCCAGCCUCAUCCGAAACCGUGACAUAGAUGAAAGCACCUUCUCAUCCAUGCCUCUAUACGAAAGACCCGGUUUCUACAGCUGUCCUCAGACGCCCAUCCACUGCAUUCCCCUGACCAUUCCACACCCGAGACCUCGAAGAGCUCAGGGUGAUUCUGAAAACAGCUCCACCUCCCUGGCACAACAUCCAGCGGGGUCAGAAGUCCCGGAUACGCCCGGGAAUAUACUGCCACCUCCGUCCUCUGCCUUCCCUUGGGUGAACGAAGACCACAACAAUCCUGCUUUCUCCUUUCCUGACCCAGUGCCCGAGCUGCCCAAAUUACGCCCGGGUCAGGGUUUGUUGUCGCGCCAUCCCCUGCGACUCUCUCUGGAAACCUCUCCAAAUGGGGAGGGGCAGUCGGCGCCCCCAAGUGCCAGGGCUGUUGGGGCAUCAGUGUUUUCUUUUACCCCUCCAUCAUGGCCACAAUCUCUGACCAACACUCUCAGUUCAGGAAGCAUAAAUGCAACAAACAGCAACAAAAACAUCAACAGCACAGGAAACACAUGCAUGAAUAACUCCUGGCCAAUCGCAGCCAAUACAUCUCCUACAGAGACUCAGCAAACGACAAAUCCCAAUGACUCUGGGAUCUCAUUGGCUGAGGGAGAUCUGUUGGAUCCUCUGGUGAAAACCAAUGGGAUGAGAGAUCAGAUAUAAGGGAAAUAAAACUCUCUGAUUGGUCAGCCAAUGAAAUAUCGCCACAAGUUAUCCUGUAGCUCAGUUAUUAGCAACCCAAAGUCCAUGGGUUUGAUCUUAAGGAACACAUAAACUGAUAAAUGUUUAGAUUGAGUGGACUGUAAGUCACUUUGGAUAAAAGCAUCUGGAAAAUGCAUAAAUAUAAUAUGUAAAUGUAGGUUUGAGAUUGGAAAGAGACAUACAGAUAAGAUCAGAUAUUAGUCAAGACUGAUGGAUCUAAGCAGAAGACGGUUAAAUGUCUCUCUGUAUCUCAUAAACAAUUAUAAUUCAAUGUAAAAAAAUCAUCCAGAAAUGUAAAUGUUGUCAUUAUUUCCUCACUGCCAUG
Messenger RNA from Paramisgurnus dabryanus, 3591 nucleotides. It is a transcript of the gene best1, whose product is annotated as bestrophin 1. Gene Ontology annotation, molecular function: chloride channel activity. NCBI's taxonomy places the organism in Eukaryota, Metazoa, Chordata, Actinopteri, Cypriniformes, Cobitidae. The record is from RefSeq and is a predicted model, not a curated record.